Lampris incognitus (smalleye Pacific opah) is the source of this 4257-nucleotide messenger RNA. It is a transcript of the gene rad17, whose product is annotated as RAD17 checkpoint clamp loader component. Lineage: Eukaryota; Metazoa; Chordata; Actinopteri; Lampriformes; Lampridae. The coding region runs from base 417 to 2420 and encodes 667 amino acids. The transcript has 17 exons. The record is from RefSeq and is a predicted model, not a curated record. Gene Ontology annotation, molecular function: chromatin binding; DNA clamp loader activity. Gene Ontology annotation, biological process: DNA damage checkpoint signaling; DNA repair; mitotic DNA replication checkpoint signaling. Gene Ontology annotation, cellular component: Rad17 RFC-like complex; nucleus.
CAACAACAACCAAUUUGAGCCGUUUGAGCAGUGCGUGUCUUUGGCGGCGUAUUCGUUUUAGUUUAGCUGAACAAAGUCGGCCCUCCUACUCGACAGCUAGCCACAGUAGUUGAGGUUAAACUGUUGGCAGAGGUAACCCGUUUCCGUGUUGACUCAACCUCUGCCAUUUCUGUCAUGUUGCCAUGGGAAUCAUAUGCGCCAAAUUAUCUGCAGCCUUGUAAGGAAGACGCUCACUCGUAACGUUCUCACAAAUUAAACUUUUUUCCUCAAAAUACUUUUGUAAGUAUUUAAAUAUAAUUCUAAAGUCGCGGAAAUCGGAUGAUUUGAGUUUUAAAAACACACCAGAUGCUCGAAUGAGCUUCCAGUGACUGGCACUGAAUAGCUGCCCUCAGAUCAGUGGAGCACCGCAUCUUAAAAUGUCAAAGUUUCCUCGUCUGGGAAAAAGAACUUCUAACGAAGUCAAAGGUUGGGUGGAACCAUCUUUUAAGGAUUCAUUCGGAGUUACCUCUUUGGUCCGUUGUGAAUUAAGGGGGGAAAGCAUCUCCAAUGCUGAACUUUGCGGGAGCAAGCAGUCCAGGAAGAGGAAGGGAGAGACCAGUGGUUUAGAUUCCUGUGCUGUGGCAUUGCCUCAGAGAGACUGCAAUAUGCCCUGGGUGGAAAAGCAUGCACCGAGCUCACAGGCUGAGCUCGCGGUCCACAAGAGGAAGAUGGAGGAGGUGGAGAACUGGAUAAGAGCUCAUUGUGAUCCUAAAACAUCAAAGGGUGGUGCUGUCCUUCUGCUCACAGGUCCUCCAGGCUGUGGGAAAAGUGCAACAGUGCAGGUGCUGGCCAGAGAACUGAGUUUCGGGCUACAAGAGUGGACGAACCCCUCCACCUUCACCGAACAUUUAAACCAUGAUGCUUUUAGACAGACUUUCGAUCCUGCGUCAAGCUUCGGUGGUUUCCCAGGAAGCUCGCAGACAGGCCUGUUCCAGGAGUUUCUCCUCAGGGCCAAUAAGUACAACUGCCUGCAAAUGGCUGGAGAGGAAGGACCCAAAGACAGGAAAGUCAUACUGGUGGAGGACUUCCCAAACCAGUUCUACAGGCAACCGAGAAGCUUACAUGAUAUUCUGAGGCGUUUUGUGAGGACAGGCAGGUGCCCCUUGGUUUUCAUUGUGUCAGACAGUCUGAGAGGAGACAGCAGCUCUAAGUUGCUCUUCCCUAGGGAGGUCCAGGAGGAGUUAGCCAUCUGCAACAUCAGUUUUAACCCAGUGGCCCCGACCACAAUGAUGAAGAUCCUGACUCGGAUUGCAACUCUGGAGGCAGGAAAGAGUAAAGGGAGGAUAUGUGUCCCUGAGAAGGCUGCACUGGAGCAGCUCUGCUCAGGGAGCUCAGGAGACAUACGCAGUGCUAUCAACAGUAUGCAGUUCUCCUUAAUCGCAGACCUCUCACUAGAACGAGAGAUGUGGAUGAGAAAAAAGAACAGAUCUGCAACUUCACUGAAGAAAGCCGUUUCCAAAGCGACCCAGGGGACAAGGCAGCCCAAGGAGACAAAGGAGUGGGCUGAUGGGCAGGCUAUAGGAGGGAAAGAUGCCUCUCUCUUUCUAUUCCGAGCCCUUGGAAAGAUCCUCCACUGCAAGAGAGAAAGUCCUGAUUGUACUGAAGGCUUCCAGGGACAGAGUUUGCCUGCCCAUCUGUCAGAACAUCACAGAAACAAAUUACUAGUCGACCCUGAGUCAGUGAUAGAACGUUCCCACAUGUGUGGGGAGUUUUUUAACUUGUACCUGCACCAGAACUACCUAGACUUCUUCUCCGAGGUGGAAGAUGUUGCACGAGCCAGCGAGUACCUUUCUGAUGCAGAUUUUCUCACAGGCACGUGGACUCCUUGUGGCACGAUGGUGCAUUAUGGCUCCUCAGUGGCCACCAGGGGGCUUCUUCACUGCAACAACAGACAAGUUUCUGUUGGCUUCAGACCACUACACAAACCCAACUGGCUACUAGUCAAGAAGAAGUACCGAGAGAACUGCCUGGCUGCUCAGUCUCUCUUCACCGACUUCUGUUUAACACCAGUCAGCCUGCAGACAGAGUUAUUGCCCUACCUCGCACUGCUUACCAACCCUUUGAGAAACCAAGCCCAGAUUGCUUUUAUCCAGGGGGUGGGUCAUCUCCAAACGAGGAAGUUCUCUGGCAGGUUACAGCCAGAGACCCUGACAGAUAAAGACCCAGGCGUGGUGGAGCAGGACAGUGAAGAGGAAGAGGAGGAAGCUAAACCCGUUUUCUCUGCUGAGGAAGUAGAUAAGACGGCGCCUGCUAAUGAAUCUCUCCAGCCCAGUCAGGGGAAGGAAGGAGAUCUACAGUUCAGCCAGCCUCAGCCUACCACGAAUGAAUCCCUCAUGGAGGAGGAGGACCUACUAAUAGAGGAGUAUGACAGUGAUGAGUAAAUAGCUUUAUGUCCCAAACCCACUCCAGACAACUGUUUUUGCCCACUCAUAGAAAUAUAAUUUCUUACUUCCAAACUGUGAUCUGUGACUUUAAACAAAUAUUUUGAGCAAUAGUAAUGACUUGUAUGAGGAUUGGAUCUACAGGAUCAUUCGUGUUAACAGCAAAUAUCCUCACGGACAGUGGCAAUGUUGGUGUAUACAAGAUGUGGUCAGUUUUGCAACAGGUUUGUUUUGUGUUUAUGGAACAUGGAAUGAAAAGUCAUCAGUUGAGAUUUUUAUAGUUCAAGACUUGCUCUUGAAUGUAAAUCUCCAAGUUCACUGUUAAACAACUCAGUAUUUAAAAUGUUUGUUUUGUUGUUCAACUGAAAAAUAGUUAAUUAUUUUUUCCUGACUAAACUUAAGCCAUUUGUGAAAUUCCAGUUCUAAGUGAAGUUCCAGUUGUAAAUAUUGUCUGAAAUACUAAAUGGGGAAAUUACAUGGCGUUACAUUUUUUUUUACAAGAUUGUUACUAUCAACUCAAAUGUUUUGGGUUUUUUUAGUUUUGUUUUUUUUAUUGGUCAUUGCCUCUUAUGUUGCCAGGUUCUCAUGGGUCACUAAUAUGCCUGUUAAUUAAUAUUUGUUCGAGUAUUUUAGAUCAGGUUAUUUUGAAAAUUGCCUGUUGUAGGUAAAUGGCUCCUUAAGUGCCUAAAGGUGACCCUGACACCAGAAUGAGGCAGGAUGUGGCCUUGCCAUCAAAAUGAAGGUGUGCAUAAUAUUUUAAAACAAACGAGGGCAUACAAAUUAUCAGGAGAAAACCCAUCACCCUGUUUCUAAAACGCUGACAGCCCUGGAUGCAAAUGGAAAGAGCUAGACGUUUCAGUGGCAGCUUACUCUGGCUAGCUUGAUACCGUGUACUGGAGCCCAUAAUCUAUCUAGCAUGCCCGGAUAACCACCCAAACAUGCAAUGUAAGUACACAAGUUUAGAUGGAAGACAUCGUUCCAAAUGGUCUGGUCUACGUUUGUUGGUUGCAUUUUUGUGAAUGUUUUCAUCUUGAUAUCUAUACGAUAAGCAAAAGAACUUCCUGAGACUGACUUAGAAAAAGUAUAACACUGUUGUCAACCAAAUCAGAGUUUGUUUUUGUGCCUACAAAUGAUUAGUGGUAGAAAAACCACAAGCAGCAUGGUUCUAUAUACUAUUUACGUAAACCGUUUCAGCUAGCCAAAACAUAAUAAAUUGUUCAGUUCAUUCAACGACAAAGACUGGAGGAGGGUUGGAACUUUUCACUAUCAGAAGCAAACGUGCACAGAACUAUUUGGUUUAAAGCAUUGGUGCACUGUCAGAUACUGGCAUUUACACUUGUCAAUUGACACAAGAUUAGUUUACAUGCAAUACUAGCUCAGAAAACGCAAAUUUUUGGCCACCUCCUGACAUGAAGCUUUGCUGUUUCUCUUUCUGGUGAAGAACACAUAGCACGUCUUUGCAACUAACAACUUCAAUACCCACUCAUAACAUCGCUCAACCUUCAAAAUAACACUCUGGAAUAUUUGGAUCAAAUUCAAAACAUUUUCCCCCUUUUCUAAAUAUCCCCAUCGUCUGAUGACCUAAUGUGUCUACCCACAUUCAUGAAUAUAUCGUUAUGUUAAACAGUGUAGGGCCAAUAGCACUACCCUGAGGAAUGCCAUUUACAAUAUUAAACUGAAAUGGUAUCUACCACUUUAAAACAAUGUCUUCUGAACAACUCUACAGCACGCACUUUUUAUUAAGACUGCCUCUUGGCAUAUUUUGUCAUGGUGACGUGAUUGGCUGAACAGCUCAAUUUACGCUACGCUAAAUAAAACACAUCAAAGGAAAAACAUC